GCAAGAUGAGUGUCGUACGGUUCGACCAUGCCGACUGUUCGGGCGCGGUCCUCUACACGAGCAGCCCUGGUCCAGUGGCGCUCACCAACUGCACGGACGGACUUGUGGCCAAUGCCAAUUUGACGCUCGACCAAUACUUGCCCAAUUUGCAGUACAUGACGGUGCGCCACCCAGACGCGACGGUCGAGGUCGUUGUCAGUAGGCUCUGCGUCGGCACGGCACCCGCAUCCAGUCCCCGCUACGUCUAUGCCGACUGCCACCGCAGCACGUUUGGCGCCUUUAGCGACAGCAACUGCACCCUACCCAUGAACACGGCCAGCGGUCUCCACGCAACGUGUGAUGUUCCAUACCGCGUUGCCGCGUCGUUGGAAUCCGGUGUCGAACUUCGUGCUGCGCUCUAUGAAAAUCCCGACUGCACCGGCGCCGUCGUGUGGACGACUACCAACAGCUCGAGCGCCGGCGCCUCCGACACGUGCUCGAACGGCUUUCUCGCUGGUUCGCCGGAUGCGCACCUGCUCUAUCAAGGACACAUGCGGUACAUGACGUUGUUGCAGUGGACCAAUACCGAGAUGCAAGUGCUCGACGGGCUGUGCACCGCUAUCUCGACGACUGCGACGCCCCCGUACCUUCGCGUCGACUGCGACAGUCUGACGUUUGGCUACUUCUCCGAUGGCAACUGCACGUCGCCGAUCGAAAAUGCGUGGACUGCGGCGACGGCCACGUCAGCCAUCGCUUGUCGGUACGAGGCGAGCAUCAUCGACAACGCGGACGCAGCGCUCGUCCUCUACGUCACACCCGACUGUGCCAACGGCAUUGUGUACGCAACGUCCAAGGUUUGGGGUGCUAGCAAUGGCACCACCGCCGUUGCCCCGGGUGUUUGCGCCACCGGGUUUGUAGCCGGCGUGUCGGUGGCCGUCGACGCGUACUUGCGGAACGUGCAAUACAUGACGAUCGACCACGCGGAGACUGGGUUCACUGAAGUUGUGGUCGAUUCGGUCUGCAUCCCGACGUCGACCAGCGGGUCCACCUACCUAUUGACGGACUGUUCGUCGGGGCAAUUUGGCUACUUUUCCGACGAGAAUUGCGUUCACGCCAUGUACACGGGCGCCGAAAAGGCCACAGUUGUCUGCUCGGUGCUCCGCCCCACGUCCGGUGUCUGGCCGACGUUCGUCCAUACACUACAGGCUUUAAGCAGCCCCUCUACGGAUUGCAAUGAGAGCGCCGGUGUUACGUAUGCGAUGACCAACAACCCGAACGGUCUCCGGCUCGAUGUACCCGUCUCGAGUGCCACCGGCGCCAUGUGCGAUGACGGCAUCUUGACCAACGACGUGCUCUCCUCGAAGCAUUUUGUCGCCAACGCAACCUACAUGGUGCUACAGCACGCGGUGUUUACUGAAGCUGCGCUCGACCUUGUCUGUGUACCGGUGCCCAGCGGAUUCCUUUAUGUUGACUGCGCCGACGAUGGCAGCUAUGGCUACUUUGGUGACGUCGGCUGUACCAUUCCGUUGACAUUGACGCCCGAGCUGGUCGACGAGCUCGCGAUAACAAAUGUGACGUGCGUCGUCUUGAACGCUGCGGUGGCGCCAACGACGCCGGCGAGCGCUGGCAAUCGCACAACGAGCGCCGGUGCGACGCCAUUGACACCGACACCGACGGCCAACACCCGCACCACCGCAUCGUCGGCUGACACUACCGGGACCCACGGCGCCUCAAUGUUUGCAGGGAUCGCGGUCGGGGUGUUUUGCGUCGCGACGGUGCUCGGCGGCGCCGUCUACAUGCAGCACAAGCGCAAACAACAGCUGCACAGUGUCCUGCACGAUGUCAAGCCCGUGGCGGCCUCCGAGAGCAGUAUCUAAGACUCUCGGGCGUUGCAGUCAAGGACGCUUCUAUAGCCUCUUAUCAACACGAACUAGUAGUAUAUCCUUUAGACAUAUAUAAUCUGUAGACACUACCGCUGA
Messenger RNA from Saprolegnia diclina VS20, 1958 nucleotides. RefSeq lists its product as hypothetical. The transcript has a single exon. The record is from RefSeq and is a predicted model, not a curated record. NCBI's taxonomy places the organism in Eukaryota, Oomycota, Saprolegniomycetes, Saprolegniales, Saprolegniaceae. Bases 6 to 1856 code for a protein of 616 amino acids.